Molecule: messenger RNA, 1536 nt
Organism: Didymodactylos carnosus
Lineage: Eukaryota; Metazoa; Rotifera; Eurotatoria; Philodinida; Philodinidae
Source: the annotation of a GenBank genome assembly
AUGAAUACGGAUCAUAUUAAUUACCAACAACAAUUACAACAAUCUGUUAAUGAUGAACAAGAAUAUCAACAAGCGCCAAAAAAUUCAAAACCUGUUGAACAAAAUUCGGAUAUUAAAAAUGAAGCCAUUUUUAAUGGAAAUCAUACGAUUAUUUCCUCAAAAGACGAUAUGAGAAAUGAUGAAACUGAUACAUUGACAUACCAAUCUAGACGAGAACGAACAACAACAUUAAUUGUCAUUGGUUGUAUAUCACUUUUAACCGGUAUCGAUUAUGCAAUAAUUUUGCCUACGGCAUGGGGCUACAUUAAACAAUAUAUGCAGUUUCAUUAUGGUGGCGUUGUUAUGGGAUUAUUAUUAUCCGUAUUCGCCUUGUCGGGUGCAAUUGCUGGUAUUAUAUUAGGAUAUUUAACUGAUAAAGGUUAUCGUCUUAAACGUUUGGUUAUUAUUUCGCUUUUAUUUAAAAUUGUUGGAAAUAUUUUAUAUUUUCUCGGUAUUAAUAUUUAUUUUAUUAUUCUUUCUCGACUAAUUGCUGGUAUUGGCAUGGGUGUAGUACCCCCCCUUUUAGCUGAAUUAUCUCGUCGCUCUACACCUAAAACUCGAACACAGCUAUUAUCAAAAAUAUUAGCAUGUCGUCAAAUUGGUCUUUUGUUUGGACCAUGUUUUACAAUUAUAUUGAAACAGAUGAACUUUAAAAUAGGAGCAAAACAGGUGACAAUGUACAAUUCACCCGGUCUAAUCAUGGCAAUAUUGUGGUUUAUAUUAGAAUUUAUUACAAUAUUCUUCUUCUUUGAUCUACCUAGAGCCACGACUAGUGAGUUUGGCGAUGGUACAGUUAAUAGUACGGUAGCGGCCAAUCAUAAUGAUUCAACAACAGUUUCAAGUAUGCUACGGAAGUGUUAUGAUAUAUGUAAAAAGCCAGCAAUUCUCGUAUUACUUGUCGCUAGUUUCGUGACGUAUUUCAAUCAAACUGCUCUCGAAACAACACUUACACCGUUCACUUCUUAUCAAUUUAAUUGGAAAGAACUACAAGUGUCAAUAUUAUUUGCCGUCGCUGGAAUCGAAAUAACAGUAGUUUACAUUAUUUUACAUUAUGCAUCAAAAAGAUGUGCUGAUCGUACAAUUCUGCUAUUUGGUUUUGUUGUAUUAGGUAUCGCGUGUACGAUUGCUGUUAUUAUUCUUCCGUUUACUGAGCGUGGUUCAACAAAACUCUUGCCCGUAUUUCUCCUAUUCGUGGCUCUUGAUAUAUUAGCUUUGCCUCUGCUUGCUGUAACAUCAACAUCAAUAUUUACACAAUUAAUUCGUAAUGAAAAUCAAGGUUUAGGGCAAGGGUUACAACGAUUCAUAAUUAAUACUGCGACAGUGAUCGGUCCAUUAUAUGCUGGAAGUUUAUUAGUUUUAAAAACACCAUUAACGAUGCUUUGUAUAAUGCUAGCCAUUGUUGUGUUUGCCACAUUGUUAAUUAUCGCUGUUUACAACAAAUUUAAACCACAACAUAAUCAAGAAGAAGCAUCGGCACUUAUUAGACAAUCGCCUUGA